GCUCUUUUGCCCCUCGACUUUUGAUAUCAAUCAACGAAACAAUUGUUAAGAUCAAGCACUCUUCAUUCCAAACUUUCGGGCCAUGCAUUGCCACUGGUAACGGCGGUUGGUUAUCUGCAAUGCUCUGAAUCCCUGUUAAGCCUUAACAAUUCACCCCGGACAGCCUGCGCGCCAAGAUGUCCGUUCUCCGUCAUGGAGGCUCCUACCUCCAGCGACGCCUUACCAAGAUGUACACAGAUACCAAGACCUCUUGCGAAAGUGUGACGACUGCUUCAAAGGCGGUUGAUGACCCAGAGCUCGUUGCUCUUCAUCGGAGUUUUGGAACACAGAGGGACAGGCUUCUGGCAUGGGGUCUCGAUUGGAGUGAUGCUAGCGCUGCACAACCGAAUGAUAUCGACGAGUCGCUAACACAAGCUGGCUUCAGCGAUGUUGUUGCCAGUGUCAUGUCAUCUAUUCAAGAGCUUCUCAAUGAAGCAGAGCGUCUCCAACACGCUGGUACUUCCGACCUACCCCCCAAAGGUGCCCGGUCAGACCCGCCCUCGAAAGAUGGUCUUAGAAGUCUGCCGGUCAAGACUCACUGGACCAACGAAGAUAUCAACCGUUCUAAACAUCUCCUCGCCGACUUGACUGCUUGCAUCGAUACCCUUUAUGACCUCUCCCGUUCACGACGCAACAUGACAUCUAGUGGGCAGUCGACUACCAAGAGUCGGUCACGGCAAUACCCUGGCUCUACAACGGAGGGUUCCAUCUAUAAGGUUUUUCCGGAUUCAAAGUCAUACCAUGGCACUUCGCUUGACACUAAACAUCCCAAACCACAUCAAGAUACACUCGAUUAUUCGCCUUUUUCCAAUCACGGCGCUGCAACCCUCGAAAAGCCACAGCUUGAUAAGUCAUUCAGCAAGAUAUCCCUCACCUCAAACCAAUAUGUCAUUGAUCGUUCGGCUUUACAGCUUUCUGGUGGAUCCCACGACAACAGCCCCCCACCCUACGAAAUGGUAGCCGCUUCCACCAAUUCUCGAGCCAUUGGCCGGAUGAAGACCUCGGCAUCUCCUUUCCUGCGAGGUACAAAGGACUCCACUGUGACCAUCUUGGUUGAAUAUACUCCUAUGAUGCUUGAAAACUCGGGGGCUUCUACCGCACCAGGGGUUCAACGGCUGGAACGCGUGCAUGACACCCUCGACCAGCUCAUCCAAAAUGCUAGGGUCUCCCAUCUGGGCUUGUUGAAGUUUCUCGGCUAUUAUGUUGACAUGCCAAACUCUCGAUAUGCCUUCAUCUACCAACUGCCGAUUGACUACUUUCCUUUCCUGCGCAACCCUACCGAUCUCUUAAACGGGCUCAAGCCCAAGCCUUUAGUGUCUCUCUUCCAGUCGGGUGAAGAGUAUCAACUACCUAACCUAGAAACCCGUUUCCGCUUGGCCUAUGAUCUCAUAAUGGCGGUUUUGCAACUGAGGAGCCAAAAUCUCGUGCACGGAAAUAUUAACAGCAGCAACGUCCUUAUAUUCCCUGGGUUGACAAAUUCAAACUCUGAUGAAGUUGGGCUCACGGAAAACCUGCGACGCCCUUACUUAACUUCUUUCGCUCAAUUCUCUGGGACCGGUUCAUCCCCUGAACCUCUUUCAUCCAGCAUGUAUCGCCAUCCUGAUGAUAAAAGGUCGUUAGGUGAUGAUGCCGCCUGGGCAUAUGAUCUUUACUCACUUGGGCUGGUAUUAAUGGAAAUCGGUCUAUGGACGCCCAUCAGCCGUUUGUGGAAGAUGAAAUACAACAAUUCUAUGUUCAAGCAACGGAUCGAAAAUGUUUAUCUGCAAAAGCUGGGUCCUAAAUGCGGUAGCGCAUACCUUCAUGUGGUACAGCUUUGUCUGGAUGCACCCAAUUUUCAUCUUUCAACCCAACCGUUCGAUGAUUUCAGUCUUAGGGUUCCCCAGACAUUCCACUACCCUGUGCUAGACCUUUCGGAGCCUGACAGUAUAUUCUCGUUCUCCAUGAACUUUAUUUACACUAUGUCUAAAAUUACUUGGUCCUGCUGCAGGAUCGACCUUUUUUCGGCACCGGGGGCUGAGGAGCUAGACGAUUGCCUCCCACUUGCCCUUGUCCCCGGCUCAGAUGCAUCUGCAAAAGAGCCAAUUAGGGACUAUAAUCCCAUUCCCGAGCCAUUUGUUCCAUAUACCGAACCGUUCGCCACGCUUCCCACUACCGAAAUGAAACUGUUGAGGGAAAAAAUGGGCUUGGAAGAAAGGAAAGCACGGAAGAGAACAUUUAAAAAGCUCACCAACGUCGAAAUACCUCAGGAGCAUCUCAACGAGUGGAAUUUUCAGAUGUUACCUCGGCUGAGAAAACUUCUGCAAAAAAUUCUAAAAGAUUCAUCAGAGUCAUGCGGUGUCACUCUUAUGAUGACAGGCGAGAAUCCUGAAAUUGCUAGGACGACAAUCUGUGUAACUUGUGCUAGCGCGAAAAAGGUCAGAGCUGCUUUGAAAAAGUACUUCAUUCUCGAUAGUGAUGAUUGGGAUUUAAUCGUUCUCCGAGGCGACAUCCAACGAUCAAAAGUCCCACGCAAGAAGCGUCGCAGGCCAGCGAAAUCUGGUCCAAUCGGAACCGAUAUACCUGCAUCUUCUCGUCCGGACCCAAACCCCUUAUAUCAGCCCCGGCCGCUCUGCGGUGCGUCCAUAGGCGCCUUCAUGAAUGAAGAACACUUGCCUCCUGUAACUUACGGGGGAGCUAUUCUAGUGGAUGGUAUGCCGUAUGGUAUGACCGUACAUCAUAUGCUGGAGUCACCCAGUGACCAGGAGGAUGAAGAGGAUGAAGACCCCGGUGCUCCUCUGCGGUCGUCAGCAGCCAACUGGCCUCCGGAUCCAACACCUCAAGAAGCAGAGUACAUGUACAGCUGGUGUGACGAAGAUUCGUCCGACCUUGAACUUGAGAUCUCAGAAGACGAGGACGGCGAUGAUAAUUCCAUCUCUCUUAGCCUAGAAGGGACAUACGAUGACUUCAACCUCUCUGAUGGCUUUUCUUCGGAUGAAGACGCAUAUGACAUUGAUGAGGAUGAAGAUACGGCAUCAAUAGGUGACACGGCUGGCAUUGAUCCGGGAGACGAGCCUCCAUUGUUCGUAACCCAGCCGGCGAUCGAUGACGUCCAUGAGGAUUUCUUCCCAUGUCCCGAAGAUCGUGAUGAUGAGCAUCUAGCCUCUCACUCUCUUGGCUUUAUUCAUGCGUCUUCUGGUGUCAGGCGCUGGACAAGGAAAGGGAUCAAACAUGAAAUUGACUGGGCGUUGAUUAAGAUCAACGAUGAUCGAACCGAUCCACGUAACAUAGUGUUCAAUCCACGUCCCAGACAACAUACUGAGACUAUAUAUUUGAACGAUAUUGCACGUCUAGAAGAUCUUGGUGGCUUGAAAGUGCACUGUCGCGGUCGAACCAGUGGCUUGGAAACCGGGCAGAUAUCUCGAGCGAUGACAAUUGUCAAACUCCGCGGCCGGCAAACUUUUUCGACGAGUUUCUGUGUAGACGGGAACUUCGGUGUCCCCGGCGAUUCAGGAGCAUGGGUCUUCGAAAAGUCAACCGGUCGAGUAUGCGGCCACGUCCUUGCGUGGUCCGCGAAAAGCCACACGGCAUACAUCGCCCCAAUGGAAGUCAUGUUAGAGGACAUCGCCCGCACCCUAGACGCGACAUACGUCAGUCUACCAGGCUAUCCACAUGAGUCUCUGGCGUACCCGACGCCCGGUUCUUCGCACUUUGAACCUCAAAACCCAAGAUAUCGUGCUCCGCCCCCACUACCAGAGCAGCUUCCAGUUGACAUCGGACGCCUGCGUCUGGAUGACCCUAGCAUGGGCCCGGUGCACCCCAGCCGAGCUCGACAAGUCUCCACCCCUUAUCGAGGAAUGCCUCCGAUCUUGACACCCCCCCGCAGCUUGGAAAGGCAGCUAGCAUAGGCUUUAUUCCUUCUUUUUGCUACCAUUUCAAUAUCCUCCUAUUAUCUAUACCCAUUUCUCUCCCUUAUUGUUUUCGUUUCCUAUUUGGGCUUCUUAUACGUCGUCAUUCAUGACACUUGGGUUCUGGGCAGGCAUUCUGAUGUCUCUUCUUCACCUCUUUUUUUAUGGUUAUGAUUCUACAUGAGUGGAUGGGAAAGAAAUAAAUACCCCUUUGCGCAUUUGUUAAAUAGCUUUUAAUCUUACUCCCCGAAUGAUGGGCGAAAUACUUUAUUUUUCUUUAUGACAGUCACAACUUUUCCUGAGUUUGCCUCCUUGGCAGAACAACGAUCAUUUGUGCUCUAUAGGUGGCAAUAGAGAAGCAUAACUGAACAAUCAUUCAACAAACCUCCUUACGUCCUAUGCCUGUUU
Messenger RNA from Aspergillus alliaceus, 4331 nucleotides. RefSeq lists its product as uncharacterized. The transcript has 2 exons. The coding region runs from base 177 to 3923 and encodes 1248 amino acids. Lineage: Eukaryota; Fungi; Ascomycota; Eurotiomycetes; Eurotiales; Aspergillaceae. Gene Ontology annotation, molecular function: protein kinase activity; ATP binding. The record is from RefSeq and is a predicted model, not a curated record. Gene Ontology annotation, biological process: protein phosphorylation.